Aspergillus wentii DTO 134E9 is the source of this 1851-nucleotide messenger RNA. Its product is annotated as YdiU domain protein. The record is from RefSeq and is a predicted model, not a curated record. Lineage: Eukaryota; Fungi; Ascomycota; Eurotiomycetes; Eurotiales; Aspergillaceae. The transcript has 5 exons. The coding region runs from base 1 to 1851 and encodes 616 amino acids.
AUGGCGUCUCAUUUUUCAAAUGCCUCCGCGGGGGUUUCCGUCGCGGAGUUAUCAAAGUCCAAUGUCUUCACAACCAAGCUUCCCCCAGAUCCAGCAUUCGAGACCCCCGAAUCCUCCCAUGGAGCCCCAAGAGAAACCCUUGGUCCCCGCCUGGUGAAAGGCGCUCUAUAUACUUUUGUUCGCCCGGAAACAGCAGAGGAUACUGAGCUCUUAGGGAUUAGUCCUAAAGCAAUGGAUGAUCUUGGGCUGAAACCAGGGGAAGAACACACGGCUCAGUUCAAAUCGAUGGUUGCUGGAAACGAAAUCUUUUGGAGCGAACAGAAUGGAGGAAUUUACCCAUGGGCACAGUGUUACGGUGGUAAUGGCUCAUGGGCGGGGCAGCUUGGAGACGGUCGUGCAAUUAGUCUUUUCGAGAGCAUUAACCCUAAGACAAACGCCCGGUACGAGCUUCAACUUAAAGGGGCUGGAAGAACACCUUACUCGCGUUUCGCUGAUGGGAAGGCUGUUCUUCGAUCGAGCAUUCGUGAAUUUAUCGUGUCAGAAGCCCUUUAUGCUCUUGGCAUACCUACUACAAGAGCACUGUCCAUCACUUUACUGCCGAAGUCGAAGGUCUUGCGGGAGCGCAUUGAACCUGGGGCCAUAGUGGCUCGGUUUGCCGAAUCCUGGCUAAGAAUCGGAACCUUUGAUCUUCUACGUGCGCGUGGUGACCGAUAUUUGGUGAGGAAGUUAGCAACAUUUGUUGCCGAAGAUGUCUUUCAGGGCUGGGAAUCCCUUCCAGCAGCUGUAUCAUUGGGUAAAGAGCACCCUUCAGCCAUUGUGGAUACCCCUGCCACAGGUAUCUCCCCCAAUGAGAUACAAGAGCACCAAGGCAUCCAGGAAAACCGAUUUGCAAGAUUGUAUCGAGAGAUAGCUCGACGCAAUGCAAAAACCGUUGCCUCCUGGCAGGCAUAUGGUUUUAUGAAUGGCGUUCUGAAUACUGAUAAUACAUCGAUUUAUGGCCUGUCGAUUGACUAUGGUCCGUUUGCUUUUAUGGAUAACUUUGACCCUCAUUAUACGCCAAACCAUGAUGAUCAAUUAUUGAGGUACUCAUACAAGAACCAGCCUACCAUAAUUUGGUGGAAUUUGGUACGGCUCGGGGAAUCCUUAGGGGAGCUCAUUGGUGCUGGGGAUAAAGUUGACGAAGAAAAAUUCGUCAGGGAGGGGUUAACAGAGGAAUCUGCCCCUGCUGUCAUUAAGCGAGCAGAAGAUAUCAUCGAGCGAACGGGUGAUGAAUUUAGGGCCGUGUUUUUGACAGAGUAUAAGCGCCUCAUGGGCAGAAGACUUGGGUUGAAAACCCAAAAGGAAUCAGAUUUUCAGGAGCUAUUCUCGGAAAUGCUCGAUACAUUAGAGGCUCUGGAGCUUGACUUCAAUCAUUUCUUCAGGCGACUUUCUCAUGUGGCACUUACCGAUGUUGAGACUGAGGACCAAAGGAAAGAUGUAGCUCCUAUAUUUUUCCACAGUGAAGGGUUUGGUGGGGUUGGAUACACCGAGGACACUGCAAAGGAACGCAUUGGCAGAUGGCUCGAUAGCUGGAGACUUCGGGUUCUCGAGGAUUGGGGCCCAAGUAGCGACGAACAAAGACAGAAAGCCAUGAAAGAGGUUAACCCCAAGUUCCUUCCACGCGGAUGGGUUCUUGAUGAAGUGAUUGAACGUGUAGAACGCAAAGGAGACCGGGAUGUUCUUGGGCGUGUGAUGCAAAUGGCCCUAAACCCAUUCAAAGACGAAUGGGACUUGGACAAGGAAGAGGAGGAACGGUUCUGUGGUGAUAUUCCUAAAUACAAGAGAGCCAUGAUGUGCAGCUGCAGCUCAUGA